UCACUUAAAUCGUUUAAAUUGACAUUGUAAAGGAGGAAUUCGUUGAAUCUGUUUAAUAAUGCAUGAAAGUUAAACAUCCAAUUUUUUAUAAGUGCCAAACCGAGUUUUAUUGACAACCCUGCGGAGAUGUUUCGUUACUUAACUAUUAGAAACUAUUAAAUAUUGCUGAAGAUUUGAAUACAUUCGCGGUGAUGGAUGACUGUUAAUAUAAAAGUUAUUGAUCUGAAUUAUUGAACGCUUGCAAUAUAUGAUAUAUAAAUAUACAGGAAAGUAUCAUGGAGCGUUCACAUACCAUUCAUGGGGAUAUACACUUGGAUUUGCACGACACCAGGUUAAUGGAAAGGGCGGGAGUUGGCGCGCGCAGUGCACGUGGAUUACCUUGGAGUGAUAGCGAUAAAGAGUCGUUCCAGCACCACGCGGAGUACCUGAAGCGCUUGUCCAAGCUUCGCGAGGAGUUGAUUCAACAGGAGCAAAAUAAUCUGGCAAACGCUCUUGACCGUCUUAGAAUGCGAUCGUAUGGUCGGGAGUAUGUAUACAGUCAGCCUCAGAGGGAGAAAAGAGCGCGUCAACGUCAUUCCGCACAGAAUGACGUGCCACUCAAAAGAAACUCUCUCAUUACGACGUUUGAAAAGUUUCAACGAAUGCGACCGAAGAAGAAUCCUCCAAUGAUAAUGCCCCUUGAGGGGAAGUCAUUGAUAGAAGCACCAGUCACAGACCGGCGUGACAAACGAGACCGUCACGAGAAAUAUCACAACGGUCACCAUAGUGAACGUUAUGAACGCAAUGAAAAACUUACGGAACGAUCUGUUGACGAGAACGUUAGAGCCAAUUUGCAGAGACUGACGUCACAUCCGAUUCCCAGCAUUCCGCGACAGGGUAGAAAUAAUCAUCGCGAUAUAGUGCUUGAAAGUAGUUCCUACCGGCGGAAUGUGAACGGUGAUACGAAUAAUUCAAACACCGCGGAAGAACGUAUUGCGCAGAUGCAAAAGCAGAAGCAAAAACUAAUGAAGCUUCGGCACGAGGCACGUGAAGCCGAGAGGGUGAAACUGAUGCCCCAAAGUUUUAGAAUUGACACACUAACAGACGAGGAUCGUAUGAAUUUAGAGAAACUGAAGGACUAUUAUUGUAUUUAUUAUGUUCCUGCGCCGAGUACUUCGCCAGUGGGAGAGAACGAUUUGCACGUGCACCUUCCAAAAAUAGGAACAAGUGGUUCACUUAAUCAAUCAUUCAUUGAAAGUGAUAGUGGCGGAUCCACCCUGCGUAGUUCAAGGUCAAAUGGAUUAAAUGGAAAACAAAUAGGAUUUAGAAUUGCUUCGGACUUUCCUAUUCCGCCGUGCACGUGCAAUAGCUCGUGCAAAAUGUACAUAGCCGGAAAUAAACUGGACCCAUCAGUCGACGAAUUCGGGUUUUCAAUUGAAAAGACUUACGCAGUUAAUAAUCCAAACGGUAAAACGUCUAAAACAAACAGUGGUAUAAGUCGCGAAAGCUCCAAAAGUACCGAAAAGGGUUGGCCUUUAGGAAAAAGUUCGGAAAAAACUGAAAAGUACAAAACGCCUCCGAAUUCGCAGGAAAAGAAACGUAUCCGUGUGGAUAUGCCGGCCAUUGUUUAUAACAAUUCAAACAGUCCGGAACCACCCCCGGACAACCAGUCAGGACUGGUUAAAGCGUUUAAACAAAAAGAACUAAGACAAAAAGAGUUGUCGAACUUGAUGGAAGACGUGCGCGAACUAAAUAAAAUAACAGAAUCAAUGUCUGGGAAACCGACAUAAAACUGGAUAUUUACUUAAGUUAUCUAUAUAUAAAUAUGUUAUUUAUUAUUAUUUAUAAUUACAAACAAUUGCACUAUUAUUUAUAAAAUUUAUAAAUAUAAACGUACAAAGACGUUAA
Molecule: messenger RNA, 1887 nt
Organism: Ruditapes philippinarum (Manila clam)
Lineage: Eukaryota; Metazoa; Mollusca; Bivalvia; Venerida; Veneridae
Source: RefSeq, a predicted model, not a curated record